This is a messenger RNA of Brachypodium distachyon (stiff brome), 1823 nucleotides long. Its product is annotated as NAD-dependent protein deacylase SRT2. The transcript is spliced from 11 exons. The record is from RefSeq and is a predicted model, not a curated record. Gene Ontology annotation, molecular function: NAD+ binding; NAD-dependent protein lysine deacetylase activity. NCBI's taxonomy places the organism in Eukaryota, Viridiplantae, Streptophyta, Magnoliopsida, Poales, Poaceae. Bases 16 to 1398 code for a protein of 460 amino acids.
GUCAACCGGAGACGUAUGCAAUAUCGGGUACGGAGUACCGCUUACCGAACGACGUCGCGGUCUAGUACGGGUGGUUCCUCCUCCCCGUGGGCUGUAUUUCCCACCAAACAGAAGCAGAACAGACAACCGCUCAGCAGAGCACACAGAGGCCUCCGCCACGCCCGCCCGUGGCGACCCCGCCUCCACGUCAACUCGCCCGCCGGCUUGCCCGGCCGCCGGAGGCAUCCCACCCAUGGCGGCACACGCCUCCCGCGCUUCGGCUUCCGUUUCGGAAGUGCUCUGCGAAGAGUAUCUAAAGGAUUUUGUCCUCAUUUCUGCAACGUCCAAACAUCAGCAUUUUAUGGACUCGUUCAUAGGAGGAAAAAUUCUUCUCCUUUGAGAUGCUCUUUUCGCUCCAUUCAAGCAAGGAAUAACCACUCAUCAGCUGUUGCACCUAAAGAUUAUUGUGAAACUUACAUCCAGUUUUUAAGGGACAAACGGAUAGUUCCUGAUUCAGAUCCUCCAAGCACUAAGGAUGUGGACCUACUGUACCAGUUUAUUGAUAAGAGUAACAAGCUCAUGGUAUUAACUGGAGCAGGAAUGAGUACCGAGUCCGGAAUUCCUGAUUAUAGGAGUCCUAAUGGAGCAUACAGUUCUGGUUUUAAACCACUUACUCAUCAGGAGUUUGUUCGCUCUAUUCGAGCCCGGCGGCGCUACUGGGCUAGAAGCUAUGCUGGAUGGAGAAGGUUCACGAGAGCACAACCAAAUACAGCUCAUUAUGCUCUUGCAUCACUAGAAAGAAUUGGCCGUGUUCACUCAAUGGUUACUCAGAAUGUUGAUAGGUUGCAUCAUCGUGCUGGUAGUAAGCCAAUUGAGUUGCAUGGAAGUGUAUAUGAGGUCAUUUGUUUGGAGUGUGGUACAUCUAUCAGUCGAGAGUCAUUCCAAGAACAAGUGAAGGAGCUCAACCCAAAGUGGGCUCUAGCUAUUGACAGUUUGGAAGAGGGACAACCUGGCUCAGGCAAAAGUUUUGGAAUGCAGCAGCGGCCUGAUGGUGAUAUUGAGAUUGAUGAGAAGUUCUGGGAGCAAGAUUUUGACAUUCCUAGUUGCAGUCAAUGUGGUGGAGUGCUAAAACCUGAUGUUGUGAUGUUUGGUGAUAAUGUUCCUCAAGAGAGAGCUGAUGGUGCUAAGGAGGCUGCAAGAAACUGCGAUGCUCUUUUGGUGGUUGGUUCAGCGGUAAUGACAAUGUCUGCUUUUAGGCUGGCAAGGCUUGCACAUGAAUCACAUGCUCCAAUAGCCGCUAUCAACAUCGGGGACACGAGGGCUGAUAGCAUUCUGUCUUUCAAAAUCAAUGCGAGAUGCGGGGAGAUACUCCCCAGAAUACUCCAGAUGGGAAGUCUAGCUGUACCCAAUGUAAGCUGAGAACUUGCUGUCCAGUCAUUGUCUUCUUUGGCAAUUACAGACUAGCAUAAGAACAUUUUUUUGGAGAAAUCAGUCAUGAGGGAAGAAGAUAUGUGAGACAUAUACAAGUGGCUGAAAAUUAUUCUGGCAACAGGUCAGGACUUCAUGACCACCCGAUUCUCCCAACCUGCUUAUUCGCAAAAAAAAAAGAAAGAUUCUCUCAACCUGCUUGUUGUACGUGUAAACAUUUUCAUGAUGAUUCGUUAGCAAGUAUUCAGGAAAAAGGUAUUCAAGUCGAUCAUCGGAAUAAGUACGGUCUCGAGGAUGAUUCCUAGUCCAUGUUAAUUUCUUGUAACAUGUAAGUUGGUAUUCAAAUUGAUCACCGGAAUGAGUACUUGUUUCCUGGACAUUUCUUAUACUAAUGAUAGUUUCUUGUAACAUGUAAA